This is a messenger RNA of Echinostoma caproni, 243 nucleotides long. The record is from the annotation of a GenBank genome assembly. Lineage: Eukaryota; Metazoa; Platyhelminthes; Trematoda; Plagiorchiida; Echinostomatidae.
AUGAUAAGUAGGCGUCUCCAGACUGCCGUCACAAAUACAUACUAUGCCGCUGAUUUACGUAUCAUUUACACUUCUAAACCAUUUCCCUCAUUGCAAAUGAAAGACAAGCUACCGGUGGAAAUGACCUCAUUGUGCACUUACCAAUUCGUGUGUUCCGGUGGAACCACUCACAUUGGUCGCAUCGCCGCCGCUUGGCCGAACGCAUUUGAGAACACCACCCCAUUUGGCCUAAUCGCGGAUUGA